AUGUUUUUUUUUGGUACAUAUUUUUUAUUUUUAUAUAUUUUAAUUUUAUAUUUCAGUAUUCCAAUAUUCUCAAAUAAAAUAAAUAGAACUUACAAUGAUAAAAUAUAUUUCAAUUUUAUAAACAAUUUUUAUAAAUAUAAAUUAAAUAGAAGCAAAAAAUUAAAUGUAUUGAUUAGUUCACCGGCUCAAAUAAAAUUAUCAGAAAUAGAAGAUAAUAGAGAUAGAAGUGGAAAAUAUUGUGUAAUUGAAAUAUGCGGAAAAAUAAGAUGGGUUGAAGAGGGUAGAUAUUAUGAUUUUUUUAGAAUAAAACAAGAAGAAAACAAAAAAAUAUAUUUAAACAGAGUAUUUUUUUAUAAUAAUGAAGAAGGUAAAUUAUUUUUUGGUAAUCCUUUUCUAGAUAACGUGAGAAUUAAAGCUACAAUAGUAAAUCAUUUUAGAGGAAAAAAAAUAUAUAGAUUAAAAUUUAAACGAAAAAAAAAUUAUAAGAAAUUUUAUGGUUUUAGGCAAGAAAUGACAAGAAUUCUUAUAAAUAAAAUUGAAUGUAAUAAUGAGUUGAUUGGAGAAGGAUCAAGGAAAUUUAAUUUUUUCAAAGAUGAUUCUAUAUAUUAUAUACUGAAUCGUAUUCAUAAUAUAGUUAAACCUAGUUCUGAAUUAAAAUACUUAAAAAGACAUUUUAUAGAUUAUUUAAAUUCAUUUUGCUCAUUAAAAUUCGAAACAUUUUAUAAACAUAGAGGAAAUUAUAAAAAGGAAAAAAUGCUUAAAAAUAUAUUAAAAACGAAAAAAUUAAGUAAAAGACCAGAGGUAAUUGAAGAAGUUAAAAAAAUUGAAGAAGAAAAAAGAAAUAAACGUUUAAAUAAGAUUGACCCUUUAGAAGAUUUUGAUCCUGUUGCUAAUGAAUCUAUGAUAAAAGAAAAUUUUUACGUGUAA
Molecule: messenger RNA, 927 nt
Organism: Plasmodium gallinaceum
Lineage: Eukaryota; Apicomplexa; Aconoidasida; Haemosporida; Plasmodiidae
Product: apicoplast ribosomal protein L21 precursor, putative
Exons: 1
Coding region: 1-927 (308 amino acids)
Biological process (GO): translation
Cellular component (GO): ribosome; mitochondrial large ribosomal subunit
Molecular function (GO): RNA binding; structural constituent of ribosome
Source: RefSeq, a predicted model, not a curated record